AUGGUGGCUGUCUUGAAGCAGUUAUUUGUGUCCCUGUCUGCUGGAUGUUGUUACAAACUGAUGCACCUGAACCUGGCCAGGAAUCCUUUCAGCCACAGAAAGGUGCGGGAGGUGACCAGGAGCAUCCAAGAGUUCUUCAGUCAGAGCUGUGAGCUAAAAUAUGUGGGCCUAUCUGCAACCAAACUACCUCCACAAGCCCUCAGGUUGUUACUACAGGGUCUGGCAACCAACACUCGUCUCUUUGGGCUAGAGUUGGACCUCAGUAGCUGUGAGCUCCGUUCAGCAGGGGCCCAGGUAAUACAGGAGCACAUCUCUGAAGCUACAGUUAUUAGAAGUCUGGAUAUUUCUGACAACGGUUUUGAGAAUGAUAUGGUGACUCUGGUUCUGUCCGUCGGUCGAUGCCGCUCUCUUCGACACCUCGCACUUGGGAGAAACUUUGCCUUGAAGUCAAGAGCUCUCACUGAUGUUCUUCAUCGUAUAGCUCAGCUCAUUCAGGACGAAGAGUGUCCCUUGCUUUCUCUAUCAGUGUGUGACUCCAAACUGAAGACAGGGAUGCACAUCCUGCUGAGUGCUCUGGGUGGCCACGCUGCUCUGGCUGAAGUAGACAUCAGUGGAAACAACAUCGGCGACACUGGAGCCAAAAUGCUGGCCAAAGCCCUGAUGAGUAACACCAGACUGAGGUCUCUAGCAUGGGACAGAAACAAUGUAACUGCCAGAGGUUUCCAGGAUGUGGCUGAUGCCUUGGAGAGGAACUUCACUCUGCAGCAGGUAUCAUUCCCCCUGGCUGAUAUCACACAAAGUUACCGUAGCAACCCUGAAAGAACAAAAGAGGCCCUGUACAAGAUUCAGCAGUGUUUAGACAGAAACAACCAGAGACAGUCUGACAGAGUGGAACUGCAGCAAGUGUUUAGAGCUCAACAAUCUGAAAAGCGGAUCCAGGGUAUGUGUCAGCAGUUGGAGGACAGCCUUCAACGUUUAAAUCACUGCAACAUUCCGGAAGUCCAGGGUGACAUAAUGACAGUACAUGAGGUGCUGCAUAAUGCCAGGGAGUCCUUCAAGCUGCUUCCAUCCCUCUAUGAGGCAGGCAGGAAGUGUGCUUCUGAUGGAGACUUGGUGAACUGCAUCCUCACAGACAGUGCUACUGCACUGACUAAUGAGUUCAAUAAAAGCAUAGAGGAGUUGGCUCAAGGCCUGAUGAGGUGUGCAGAGGCAGUGUGUCCACGGGUGGUCCAGCGGUCUAGUGUGUUUGAGUCUCUGUCAGACUGUGUGUCCAAAAGAAGUAGACAGACACACUCAUUCCUGAGAAGCACCCUGGUGGAGAACACAGGGCAGAUCAUCAGCAACAGACUGCGUGAACUGAGACAAACACUGAGUGUCUCUCUGGCUGAAUGCAUCAUAGAACAGAUACUACAGGAUCUAACAAUGGCACAGGACAAAAUGGAUUGCCUUAUAAAAGAGAAUUCAUGCAUUACUCUGAGAAUCAACAUCCCGGAGCUCCGACUGGUUGACAGCGACUUCCCAACUGAUGAUUAUAGUCCAGCAUUUUGGAGAAAUAGUUUCCACUCCAAGAGCCUGAGGCCUGCUCCUUCAAUUAAGAGUCUCCUGGAUGUAGACUGGGAGCAGCAGACCAGGGACAGAGGAGCAGAGAGAGAAAGGGGAGGAGGUGCUGGAGAAGAAGGAGGAGGAGGAAGGUGUGGCCUCCUUUGGUUGCCAUCAGCAAUACCCCUGACAGUCACAGCCUCAAAUCCCUCCCCUUCCACUUCCCCGUCCCCCUCCCCCCCAGGACGGAGGCGGAGGGAGGGGGAGGAUUGCAUGCAUGCUGCAGCAGUAAUACCAGAAGCAAGAAGAGCAUCGCUCAUUCCUCCUCCCAGACUCCCCAUCCUUUACUCCACUUCCGCUCGAGCUCCAGAGGAGGAGGCUGCUGGCUGCGGAGGCUUACCCAGACGGAAGGCUCCCUUCUCUGGCUACGGCCCCAGCCCAGGCCCCGUCCCCGGCUCUGGAUCCCCCGCUUCUCCCAUGGAGCCUCUACCCACCCAGGGACAGACUCUAAGGCACUACACCGCCUCCCGACCACGGCCGCGACGCACACACACACAGCCCCCCUCCCCCAGGCCUCAGGCAUGUAUGUAUUACCACAGUAAAAGGCGGAAAGCAGGAUGCAAGGACGGAAAGAUGUGA
Molecule: messenger RNA, 2178 nt
Organism: Micropterus dolomieu (smallmouth bass)
Lineage: Eukaryota; Metazoa; Chordata; Actinopteri; Centrarchiformes; Centrarchidae
Product: capping protein, Arp2/3 and myosin-I linker protein 3-like
Exons: 19
Coding region: 1-2178 (725 amino acids)
Biological process (GO): regulation of Arp2/3 complex-mediated actin nucleation; cell migration
Cellular component (GO): lamellipodium; plasma membrane
Molecular function (GO): protein binding
Source: RefSeq, a predicted model, not a curated record